ACUUCGGGAUUCCGUAGCUGAUGAAAAUAAACAGACAUCACUUUGCUUCUUCCUGAAAAGAAUGUGAGGCCGCGCACUGAAUUGAGUGUCAUCUUGUCUGCCAGUCAGCUAUCCAUGGUCCACACACAACUCUGCCUACGUACUUCCUUUGGUUAACCUGUUUCAAUGCAUCAGUCUGGUGAACAGAGACUUGCAGGUUUGUGUCAAGUUACCGAACACCUUUUCCUCAGCAACGGCAGAGCGGCAAAUGAUAAGGCUGUCAUAUCUCGUUUCAACAUCACCUGCAUCAUCAAUGCCACACAAAACAUCACAAACACUUCCACUGCAGAGGUGGAAUAUGUCCAUAUACCUGUUACAGACUCUCCAUCUUCUCCUCUGAGCGACUUCUUUGACGAGGUAGCAGAUAAAAUCCAACUCGUUGGGGAGCAGUGUGGACACACAUUGGUUCACUGCAAUGCAGGUGUGAGUCGCUCAGCUACGUUAUGCUUGGUGUAUCUAAUGAAGUACCAUGGAAUUACACUUUUGGAGGCCCACAAAAAGGUAAAAUCUUGUCGACCUAUUAUUAGACCAAACAGUGGAUUCUGGAAGCAACUCAUCCAGUAUGAACGCAAGCUCCGUGGUUGUGCCACAGUCACAAUGAUCACGUCCCCCAUGGGUGAAAUACCUGACAUUUAUGAAGAGGAGACCAAAGAUAUGCUUCCUCUUUGACAUGCACUGUUUGUUAAAAUGAUUGUCAACCCCAUUGUAAAAAUGCAUUAAUACUCUUGUUUUAUAUCCAGUAUGUUGAUUUGGAAGUGGUCCUCUCAAAUGUAUUUGUAAACUUUGAUUCAGAAAUAAAAAUUAGUUGUACAAUGUCACUUUACGAUUUACAACUAAACAAAAAAAGGUUUGUCUGUUUUGUAAAGGCUACAACUUCAAGUGUCAUCCAGGGUAAGAAGUGUUCACAUGUAGAAAGGUUUUAUAAAUACAUUCAAAUGACAAUGAAUAUUGUUAAAUACAUUUUAUUCAUUUCAACUCCCACCAAAAAAGAAAAACAUUUGCAUUGUUGUGUGACAGUGACAAAACCACAGCAAGUAUAGUAUAAAAUGUCAUUUCUAAUCUAAUUUAGCUUAAAUUGGUCCAGCAUACAAAAAGGAUCUGUGCAAAAUGAAUACUUCCAUUUGCCAUAUACUCAACUGACUAUUGAAAAGCACAUUGUACAGAAAGAUCUCUAUGAAACAAGGCCCUGGGUAGAAAUAUAGUGAUCAUUUAGGAUGCAGACACAUGAAAAAUAUACACUGGCUCAGUCUUAAAAAUAUUAUCUGAUAUUCUUCAAUCUUCUACAUUCCUUGGAAUGUUAAUCAAUACUCUUAAUUUUGUCAAAACGUCUAUCCUACUGUAACGGAUGUGAAAUGGCUAGCUAGUUAGCGGGUACGCGCUAGUAGCAUUUCAAUCAGUUACGUCACUUGCUCUGAGACUUAAGUAGUGUUGCCCCUUGCUCUGCAAGGGCCGCGGCUUUUGUGGAGCGAUGGGUAACGACGCUUCGUGAGUGUCAGUUGUUGAUGUGUGCAGAGGGUCCCUGGUUCGCGCCCGUGUCGGGGCGAGGGGACGGUUUAAAGUUAUACCGUUACAUUGGUGCCGUGACCCGGAUCACUGGUUGCUGCGGAAAAGGAGGAGGUUGAAAGGGGCGUGAGUGUAACGGAUGUGAAAUGGCUAGCUAGUUAGCGGGUACGCGCUAGUAGCAUUUCAAUCAGUUACAUCACUUGCUCUGAGACUUAAGUAGUGUUGCCCCUUGCUCUGCAAGGGCCGCGGCUUUUGUGGAGCGAUGGGUAAUGACGCUUCGUGGGUGUCAGUUGUUGAUGUGUGCAGAGGGUCCCUGGUUCGCGCCCGUGUCGGGGCGAGGGGACGGUUUAAAGUUAUACUGUUACACUACCUAAAGCCCUCAAAUGACAGCUUUGUUGAGACCAUGAAAAGUUUGGGACAGAUCAGCUAUUUUGGGGUCCCGAGUGGCGCAGCGGUCUAAGGCACUGUAUCUCAGUGCAUGAGGCAUCACUACAGUCACUGGUUCGAAUCCAGGCUGAAUCACAUCUGGCCGUGAUUGGGAGUCCCAUAGUGCGGCGCACAAUUGGCCCAGCGUCGUCCGGGUUUGGCCGGGGUAGGCAGUCAUUGUAAAUAAGAAUUUGUUCUUAACUGACGUGCCUAGUUAAAUAAA
Messenger RNA from Salvelinus fontinalis (brook trout), 2191 nucleotides. RefSeq lists its product as uncharacterized. The transcript has 2 exons. Gene Ontology annotation, molecular function: MAP kinase tyrosine/serine/threonine phosphatase activity. The record is from RefSeq and is a predicted model, not a curated record. Lineage: Eukaryota; Metazoa; Chordata; Actinopteri; Salmoniformes; Salmonidae. Bases 166 to 708 code for a protein of 180 amino acids. Gene Ontology annotation, biological process: protein dephosphorylation.